Mangifera indica (mango) is the source of this 523-nucleotide messenger RNA. RefSeq names its product (R)-limonene synthase 1, chloroplastic-like. The record is from RefSeq and is a predicted model, not a curated record. Bases 89 to 508 code for a protein of 139 amino acids. The transcript is spliced from 2 exons. Gene Ontology annotation, molecular function: magnesium ion binding; terpene synthase activity. Lineage: Eukaryota; Viridiplantae; Streptophyta; Magnoliopsida; Sapindales; Anacardiaceae.
GCAGUUUCAAGGCAUGCCUUGGUGACGAUAUCAAGCGAUACUUGGCUUUAAUGAAGCUUCAUUUUAUGGGUUAGAAGGAGAAACUAUCAUGGAGGAGGCUUGGCAGUACACUUGUAAAUAUCUUAAAGAGCUUGACAUUAAGGCUAUGGACACCAAUAUGGCAUUGCAGGUGAAGCAUGCACUGGAUCUUCCUCUUCAUUGGCGGGCACCAAGAGCAGAGACAAGGUGGUUCAUAGAUUUCUAUGAGAGACGAGGAGACAAGAACCACCUUCUACUCGACCUUGCCAAAUUAGACUUCAACAUUGUGCAAGCAAUACACCAGGAAGAUCUUAAAGACGCCAUGAGGUGGUGGAGGGAUACUGGUCCUGGAAAUUUAAGUUUUGUGAGGAACAGAUUGGUAACAUCAUAUUUAUGGGCUGUGGGGACAGCUCAUCAACCGCAGUACUCAUGCACCAGGAAAAUCAUUGCAAAGGCCAUUGCCUUAAUUACUGUGAUUGAUGAUAUUUAGGAUGUCUAUGGCACC